AUGUUUUUUGUUCCGCCAUUACGGUCAACUGGGCAUGGCAUACGCGUUUCCGGCGCCUUGGCGUCGCACCUAAGUAUCCCAGAAACAGUACAGAGCGAUGUGGAUGAAUACCAACGAAAUAAACUUUCUUUCUACCACCACCCCACCAUUUUGUCCUUACUUUUCUUCUUUUUUUCUUCCUUUUCUUUUUUCCUUUCUUUUAACAUUCUUUCCUUCUCCCUCUCUUUCUAUUUACAUCUUUCUUUCUUCUGGAUAUCCCUUUCUUUAGUCCUUUUCUUCUGCUCUCUCUUCUUUUUAUUUCUCCCUCUUCUUUCAUUGGUCCUCCAUUUGUUCCUUUCUUUUUUCUUCUCUUUCUUUCUUUAUUUCUGUUUACCCCUCCCCUUCUUUAAUAUCUCCUCCUGCCUAGACUCAAUCACGUGUGUACUGCCGUCACUUGUAGUCUCUUUGCUAACUCCUACUUUGCACUCCUCCUCCUUCUCAGCUUACUCUCGUAUUUAUCAUUCCCCUUUUCUCCGUUAUCUCUCUGCCUUUCCCUUUCUCCUACCUUCUUUCACACUGCUUUUCCUUUUAUUCUUCAAUCUUUCUUCCACUCCUUAUGUAUCUGCAAUUAUCUUUCUCACUCUCUCACUCUCUUUAUCAAUGUCAGUAUCUUCAUAUCUACUUCUGUUUUCUCUCCUUAUCCACUUCAUCUUCCUUAGCUUCCACGUUUUCUUUUAUAUUUCUCAUUCUCUUCUAUCUAUCUAUCUAUCUAUCUAUCUAUCUAUCUAUCUAUCUAUCUAUCUCCUCCCUUUUCUCCCUGUCAUUAUCAUACAGACUAAUAUCAAUCUAACGAUAAUGAUAAGAAUCUAUUUUAAUAAACCUUCAAACCGUUCACUCGGCCCUGAUGUCGAUCCAGAUUUAAUAAAGCAAACAAAGUCUAUUGAUCUGCUUAUUGGCAAUCGAUCAUGA
Messenger RNA from Acanthosepion pharaonis, 948 nucleotides. The record is from the annotation of a GenBank genome assembly. Lineage: Eukaryota; Metazoa; Mollusca; Cephalopoda; Sepiida; Sepiidae.